AUGGUCAACCUGUACGACGGGUCAACAAAACACGUGGUCGAGCUGUCAGAAAUUACGGAACGUACGGCGGGUGAAAUCAUCGGGCAGAUUGAUAAUGAUCAGACAAAAAAUUCGAAAGUUCUUUCAUACAUGGGUCGUCGGCUUCCUGAAGACUUCCGACUGUCAGAAUUGAACCUCGCUGAAAGUGCCACCCUUCGAAUCAUAAACACGCCAGUUCAAGCUCCUGAAGAGGUGCAUGAUCGGAAAGAAAUCGAGCAAGUCGCCGGGUGGUUCCACAAAAUGCGGGCCGAGCACAUGCUUCAUGUCUUCCGCGCUUUCGAGGCCAAGAUGAAGGAGGGCACCUACCUAAAAGAACAGCUGAAAGAGAACCCGGCGUUGAGUAAAGACCCGGAGGCGCAGGCCAUACUCGGCGACUUUGAUUUGCUGCAGACGUAUUUCGAUCCGCAGAACCCGUUGGUCGACUGGCUAUCCAAACAUCCGGCAUUGGUCGUCAGCGCGCGUGCCAUUGUCAAGGCCGCUUUUGGGGCUGCAAAGUCGUAUCCCAGGGGAUCGUCUACUCUUCCGCCGGCUCCUCCCGCGGCCGCUCUUCCGCAGAUUACCAGUGAACAAUUGCGCCAGGCUAUGCAACAAGCUUUUGCCGGAGGUGUCCAAGGUGCAAAUCCGUUGGCACAAGCGUUUGCCAAUCUUUCUAACCCAGCACCGCCGGCUCCCGCUGCUCCGGAAGUCCAGCGCCCGCCCGCCCCAGAAACUUAUACUACGCAACUCGCGCAGCUCAACGAGUUUGGCUUCAACGAUCUGGCCCAGAAUAUGCAGGCCUUACAGCUUGCCGAUGGCGUCGUCGAGAUGGCCCUCGAAAUCCUGGUCGCGAUGCGUGAAGCCGAGAACGAU
Molecule: messenger RNA, 888 nt
Organism: Mesorhabditis spiculigera
Lineage: Eukaryota; Metazoa; Nematoda; Chromadorea; Rhabditida; Rhabditidae
Source: the annotation of a GenBank genome assembly